This is a messenger RNA of Sphenostylis stenocarpa, 699 nucleotides long. The record is from the annotation of a GenBank genome assembly. NCBI's taxonomy places the organism in Eukaryota, Viridiplantae, Streptophyta, Magnoliopsida, Fabales, Fabaceae.
AUGUUUUGUUUGGUUAACAACUUCGAUGACUGGACAGAAUGCAUUAUGUGGUUAACUAUUCAUUUUGUAGGUGGUCUUCUUACUGCUAGGACUUUGGCUGUGUUUAUAACUGUGACACUAUCAACAUCUGUGGCAGCUCAGCAGGGUCCUAUACUUGUGGCUGGUCAUCAAAUUUGCAUGCAAGCUUGGUUGUCUGUUUCUUUACUCACUGAUGCUCUGGCACUUGCUGGUCAGGCACUUCUUGCGAGUAGUUACUCCCUGGGAAAUUAUAAGCAAGCACGCCUUGUUAUAUACAGAGUGAUACAGAUUGGUUUAGGAACAGGAAUCAGUUUGUCUAUGAUCUUAUUCUUUGGGUUUGGAUCAUUUUCUAGUUUAUUCAGCACAGACUCGGAAGUUCUGGAUGUUGCUCGGUCAGGUUUAUUGUUCGUUGCUGGAUCUCAACCAGUGAAUGCUUUGGCAUUUGUUAUUGACGGGCUUUAUUAUGGGGUAUCAGACUUUGGAUAUGCUGCUUACUCAAUGUUGCUAGUUGGACUAGUUUCUUCAACUUUCCUUCUGGUGGCUGCUCCAGUAGGGCUUCCUGGAGUCUGGGCUGGAUUGUUUAUCUUCAUGGCCUUGCGUGUUCUAGCUGGAGUUUGGAGGUUGAGCAGCAAAAGUGGGCCUUGGGAUACAAUCUGGUAUAAAGAUGGAUCAGAAAAUUGA